Teleopsis dalmanni is the source of this 1522-nucleotide messenger RNA. Its product is annotated as RCC1 domain-containing protein 1-like. Lineage: Eukaryota; Metazoa; Arthropoda; Insecta; Diptera; Diopsidae. The transcript has 7 exons. The record is from RefSeq and is a predicted model, not a curated record. The coding region runs from base 167 to 1303 and encodes 378 amino acids.
AUAUGGUCACGUUUUAGAAUGCGCAAUGAAGUGGAACGUUUCGUAUUUGUAGAAGCGCGCUCCCCUCCAACAACAUCACAACACAAGAGCUAAUCGCAGUUUGUAACUAAGGCAACGUUAAUUGUUACUGUUGAUUCACUAUUUACCAGCGGAAGUGAAUUAAAAGAUGGCAGUCAUACCAGCAGCAUUCACUGGCUUUAAUGUAUUUGGACAGUUUGGUAACAAACAGGCUAGCAGAGUUCAUGAUUUUACGGAGUUUGGUUUUAAUGAGUGCGUCAUAAAUAGCAGCACAUUGAUAGCAGCCAGUUGGAGCUACACAGCAUUUGCACAAGAAAAUCGUUUAUUUGUGUGUGGAUUUUUGACUGAUAAACCUAAUGCUAGUGUAAACAUAAUAGCUCCCGACAAAAUUAAGCAAAUAGCAGCAGCUGAAAAGUUUUGUUUGAUUUUGUUGGAGAAUGGCAAAAUAUACAAAUUACUAGCAAAAGUAGAAGCAAACUUGGAGGAAGUAAAAUUCGCUGCUACAAAUGUUGCACCGCCACAAAAACGUACAAUUUUUGGUGCAAUAAAACAACAGACAGUGGAAACCUUUACUCACAUCGCUUGUGGUAGUAAUAUAAAUGUGGCUGUAAGUAACACAAAUGGUAUUUAUAGCAUACCCAGCAAAAUACAUGAGUUUCCAAAGCAUAUAAAAGUAAAGCAAUUGGUCUGUGGUUUUGAGCACGCAAUGCUAUUAACUAACAUGGGGGAUAUAUAUGCUUGGGGCAUGGGUCUACGUGGACAGCUAGGUCAAGAAUUGCUACAAACUGAAGAAACGCCAGUUUUGUUGGAAGCUUUAGCUGGUAUAAAAAUAAUUCAUAUAGCUGCCGGUGGUUGGCAUAGUGCAGCUAUUUCUGCUUUUGGUGAUUUAUAUACUUGGGGUCACAAUACAAAUGGUCAACUGGGUUUGCGUGUUUUUAAACCUAAUGGUCAAAAAGAACCUACAGUUUUUCCGCUGCCACAAAUUAUUGAUAUGCCUCCAUGUAAUACUUGCAGUGUAAAAUCUAGUGAUGAUGGACAAGAAGGGGAGCAGUAUACAGAAUGCAUUGCUGUUAAAGUAUAUGCGGGUGCACGACACACAAUUGUGCAAAUGAAUUGUGGUACUGUGUAUGCAGCAGGUUGGAAUGUACACGGUCAGUUGGGUUUAAAGAAGUUAAAUCAAAUGUGCGAUCAUUUUGAAAGAGUUCCAUUUUUCGCAACUAUCCCAAAUCAGUUAAAUACUCCAAACAUAGUUUGUGGACCAUGGUGCACUGUUGCAAUAAGAUGAAAAAUGUUUAAGUGAUAUAUCAGCUUGAAACCUAUAUGAAGGAUAAUUUACUUCGCAUAUGAAGUAUGUGAAUUAAAAGGAUAUAUAACAUACAACUUAACUAUAAGUCAUCAUUUAAUUUAAUUUUAAUAACUUUCCAAGUACAUUUUGAUUCUGCAGCAUUUCGUGGUUAUUGCAGUUUAACUGAACAAAAAUUUAUAUGUGUAUUUAAAUAUUUGA